Ceratina calcarata is the source of this 1093-nucleotide messenger RNA. RefSeq names its product Sepiapterin reductase (gene Sptr). The transcript has 3 exons. The coding region runs from base 26 to 817 and encodes 263 amino acids. NCBI's taxonomy places the organism in Eukaryota, Metazoa, Arthropoda, Insecta, Hymenoptera, Apidae. Gene Ontology annotation, molecular function: sepiapterin reductase (NADP+) activity. Gene Ontology annotation, biological process: tetrahydrobiopterin biosynthetic process. The record is from RefSeq and is a predicted model, not a curated record.
UCUAGUAAAUAAUCUUAUAAUAAACAUGUCGAUCAAAGUAUUGUCAGGGAAAGUGUUUCUUGUAAUAACCGGCGCAAGUCGCGGAAUUGGGAAGCAAAUAGCAAUAACAAUUAGUUCAGUUCUUGAAAAGGGUUCGCAUGUUCUGUUGCUAGCAACAAACUUGAAUGCUUUAAAAGAAACAGCAAAGAAUAUUCCUGCUGGUGUAUCUGUUGACACUGUCAGUAUUGAUCUGAGUAAACCAACGAGCGAUAAAUUACAUGACAUCGUAGUGCAAUCUUUAAAAGACAAACCUGCAGAUCAGUUCGAUAGAGUAGUUGUAAUACACAAUGUUGGUACAAUGGGAAAUAUUAAUCAGUAUGCGAAUGAUUUGACGAACAUUAAUAAUUGGCAUGAUUAUUAUGAUUUAAAUGUAUUUGGCCCUGCUAUAUUAAAUGGAGUUAUCAUGAAAAUAUUUAAUGAAAAUACAAAUACUGAAAAAACUAUUAUUAACAUUACAUCGUUGUUGGGUAUAAAACCAAGAAGAUCAAUGGGUUAUUAUUGUACUGGAAAAGCAGCACGAGAAAUGUUCUUUAAAGUGUUUGCCUUGGAAAACCCACAGAUCAACGUAUUAAAUUACUCACCAGGUCCGGUUGAGACUGAUAUGUAUCAGGAAGUCUGUAAUGAACUUGCUGACAAGGAAGCUAGAGAGCAGUUCAAUGCGAUGCGAACCGAAAGAACCGUCUUAACUUGCGAACAAACAGUUAAUCGUCUUUUAACAGUUCUUAAAGAACAAAAAUAUACGUCUGGCGAUCACGUCGAUUAUUUCGAUGAAUUAUAAAUUGCGCAAAAUGGAUACGAGCCGUUCACAUUCCUAUUGUAAUCGCAAAGAAUAUUGAGAAACAUUUUAAUGAACAAUUUAUUAAAGUAGUUUAACAAUAUAGUAAUACAUUUUAUUUGUCUCAUUAUUAUGUUACAAAAAUCGAGCGUGCAAUGUAUGUUUAAAAAUAUUUGAACUAAGAGUAUAUUAUAUAAGUAAUAACAAGUAAAAAGUGUUAAAACUACAAUCAUUCCAUUGUAAGUAUAAGUAUACGUUAUAAAUGUUUAUCAAGAUUUA